AUGCGCGUCGCCUACCUCCUCACCGCCGCUACCCUCGCCGCCGCGCAGAGCAUCGCGCCGCUCUCCAUCCCGCCCUUCACCGGCGGCCUACAGCCCGCGCCGACCAUCUCGCCGUUCACCCCCUCCGGCUCGGCCACAACCGUCUCGGUCGACGGUGGCAGCAAGACCGCCACGGUCGACCUCACGAACCAGGUCGCGUACAGCGGCCACUGGUACUCUGAGCAGGGGUGCGACGCCUCGCAGGUCGCCCACUCGACCAACGACUCGACGGCGACCGCCGUCAUCCACUUUGACUCCUCGGUCGCGGGGUACACGCUCUCGGCGUCGAUGGGCGACGCGAUCAUGCUCGUCACCUCUGGCAAUGUCCAGCAGUCGCUCUUCGCCAUCACGGUCGGGACGACCGACAUCCAGGGCCUUGGCAGCCAGUGCACCACGUCGUACAAGUACACUUUCGGCGGCUCGGGCGGCGGCACAGUCACGAUCGCGUACAAGGUCGCUGCGCACUCUGGGCGCCGCCAGUUCAGCGGCAUGACCAACCUCGUGCAGAUCAACGAGAUUGUGGCGUACGCCAACGCCGCUGAUCUGCAGAGCAUCACGCUCCCGCCCAACGUUCACACGGACGGCGUGGACGCGACCACUCUGCCCGGUGGUGCUGCCGGCGGCGGCGCUACGGGUGGCGCUGCUGGCGACGGUGCGAAGUCGACGGCCACCACUGGCAAGUCGACCGACGCCGCCGCAGCGUCGUCCCCUGCUGCCGGUGGAGGCAAGGCCCCCGGCGGUGCUGCGGCGCUCGGAGCCCCCGCUGCGCUCGCUUUGGGCAUCGCGACGGUCGCUUUCCUCUGGAUGUGUUAG
Molecule: messenger RNA, 852 nt
Organism: Vanrija pseudolonga
Lineage: Eukaryota; Fungi; Basidiomycota; Tremellomycetes; Trichosporonales; Trichosporonaceae
Exons: 3
Coding region: 1-852 (283 amino acids)
Source: RefSeq, a predicted model, not a curated record